AUGCCUCUCGGGAUAAACAACCCGUUGCCUUCGUCUUUGCACAGCGAAUGCAAAAAGGCCGGCAAAAUCCUUACUUCCUUCAUCGAUCCCCGACAAGCCUUUGGACCUGAUAAGGUCAUUCCUCCUGAGAUUCUGGCUGGCGCAAAGGGUCUCGCCAUUCUCACAGUCUUGAAAGCUGGUUUCUUGGGCUCUGCUCGGUUUGGAUCUGGUGUUGUUGUCGCCCGUUUGGCUGAUGGCUCUUGGUCUGCUCCGUCGGCCAUUGCGACCGCAGGUGCUGGGUUCGGAGGACAGAUUGGUUUCGAAUUGACCGACUUUGUGUUCAUUCUGAACGAUGCCGCUGCUGUGCGAACCUUCUCACAGGUCGGAUCCGUCACCCUGGGUGGAAAUGUGUCAAUUGCCGCGGGACCGGUCGGUAGGAACGCAGAAGCAGCAGGCGCAGCAAGCACGAAGGGUGUAGCCGCAGUAUUUUCAUACUCGAAGACCAAGGGUCUUUUUGCUGGUGUCAGUUUGGAAGGUAGUAUGUUGGUGGAGCGCAAGGAUGCUAACGAGAAGCUCUACAACGGCCGUAUCUCCGCACGUCAACUUCUCAGUGGAACUAUCCGACCACCACCAGCCACUGAUCCUCUUUUACGCGUUUUGACUUCCCGGGCCUUUUACGGAAACUCUCGGAUGCAGGGAGACGCAAUGUACAAUGAUAUCCCUGUUUAUGAUGACAGGCACGAUGAUGUGGUCUGGGAAGGCCGACGGGGAGAUGCGUACGGUGAGGGUGUUCGACGAGAACGCAGCGGCAUGAGCAGCAAUGGUAGCCUGGAUGACUACGAGUACCGUGAUCGACCGCGUCGUGCGAACACAUGGGCCGACGACGUUUAUGAUAGAGCCCCGGCCGGGGGACUGGGCCGUUCUUCCACCACCCGGUCUAGUCGCCCUGAUCCCUAUGACACGUACGGCAGCCGUAGUCGGAGCAACACAGCGCCGUUCGAGGAAGACUACGUCUAUUCAGACCGGAAGCCCAGCCGGCCCACGGCACCGAAACCGGUUUUUGGACAGCGGACCGGACAGGCUGCGUCCCUGCGACAGGACCAAGCAGUCGCAUUGUAUACAUUUGACGCAGACCAGGACGGAGACCUGGGAUUCAAGAAGGGAGAAAUCAUCACGAUUCUUAAACGGACAGAAAAGGCAGAAGACUGGUGGACCGGGCGCAUUGGGGGCCGGGUGGGCAUCUUCCCCAGGUAA
Molecule: messenger RNA, 1233 nt
Organism: Aspergillus wentii DTO 134E9
Lineage: Eukaryota; Fungi; Ascomycota; Eurotiomycetes; Eurotiales; Aspergillaceae
Exons: 3
Coding region: 1-1233 (410 amino acids)
Biological process (GO): actin cortical patch localization; actin filament bundle assembly
Cellular component (GO): actin cortical patch
Molecular function (GO): actin filament binding; phosphatidylinositol binding
Source: RefSeq, a predicted model, not a curated record